Molecule: messenger RNA, 7131 nt
Organism: Penaeus chinensis
Lineage: Eukaryota; Metazoa; Arthropoda; Malacostraca; Decapoda; Penaeidae
Product: synaptophysin-like
Exons: 6
Coding region: 152-856 (234 amino acids)
Cellular component (GO): synaptic vesicle membrane; synaptic vesicle
Source: RefSeq, a predicted model, not a curated record
GGCGAAGUGGCAACCCCCUCGCCGCCCGCCCCGAAGACCUGCGCGAAAAAAAAAGCACAAAACUCCGACUGUUUUCUGGUCUUGUGGCAGCCUUAUCGCCUCUCUCCCCUGCAGCAGCCUGAACGAGGAACGGUGUUAGUGAUCUUGCGAGAUGGAGGGUAUAUUGGCAAACCUCAAUACGAGAGUAUUAAAAGAGCCUCGCGGGUUCAUGAAGAUCUUGCAAUUCGUAUUUGGUAUAAGUGCUUUUGCAACAACCACUAGUUUUAGCACAAAAUUCUCGUUUUUGAUGAAUUGUCCAAACAACAAUACCAUCCCAGUAUCUGGAAUUGUGGACUAUCCAUUUGCAGUUGAUUCAAUGAACCAGAACAUCCAAGUGUGUGAUGGGACCACGCAGAAGUUGUACAUAAUUGGAGACUUUUCUUCUGAUGCAGAAUUCUAUGUGGCAGUCGGAGUAUUAUCCUUCCUCUACAUCAUUGGUGCUGUGGUUCUCUAUUGUUAUUUCAGCCACAUGUAUGAAAACAAUCCUCUUGUGCCUAUGGUGGAUUGUGCUUCACACGUUUUGUUUGCCAUCUUGUGGCUGGCAGGAAGCAGUGCUUGGGCCAACAGUCUUACCAACCUUGGAAUGGCUACAAGUGUCAAUAACAUCAUAGAAGAUAAUUCAGUCUUCUGUAAACCUAAGAUCUGCAUUGGUGAGAAGGAACCCAAUUAUUCAAAGCUAGUCAUAUCUGUGAUUCUUGGAUUCUUGAAUGUGUUCCUGUGGGCAAGCAACCUGUGGUUCCUGUACAAGGAAACUCACUACUUCAAGGCCAAGACGCAGAACCAGGCAGAUGGUACCAACCCCAUGGGAGCUGCUUGAGGUGUGCAGGGACGAGUACAUCCAGAGGGAGUUUGGAUCGUAUUGAAGGAGGUGCAUGAGCAUCAUCGGUUACUCAGAAGUGCCCUCUUAUGGUUUCCUUUUUGCCAAACUCAGAUUUAAGCAUCUGACAUGAUUUUUUUUUUUUUUUUUUAUUAUCUUUUUUUUUUUGUUAUGUUUUGUUUUGUCUAGUUCAGCUUUUCAACUUUUUUUAUACAGCAGAUUUGUAUAAUUGUAAUAAAUUAGUGAUUUCCCCCCCCCCCCUUUUUUUUAUAGGAGAUUUUAUGUACCUGAGUUUAUGUUGAUAUUCAGAUAAUUAUGUGCAAGAUCUGAAAAUGUAAUUUCUAUUCAUAACCUGUACUCCUCUAAUUUAAUAAGAUUACUUGUUAAGUUUCAUUUGAAAUACAAAGAAUAGAUUUGAGAAUAUUCAAAUAAAUAAUAAAAAAGUUUUUUUUCUACCUUGGUAUGUUGUGAAUUAUGGUUUAUUUUUCUUGCUUAAGAAGCACACAGUCAGAAUCACAUAAAAGAAUCAGACUUAAAACUGACACAGAACCAGUGUAAGUAGUGAGAUAAUAAAUUGCAACCUUAAAAGCAUGAUUAUUUUCUAAGGUGUAGGCAUCUGUUCAAGGCAGAUCAUCUCUUGAUUAAGAUAUGCAAGUCGAUCAUAUAUUGAUUGCAGCAUCACUUCAACCCGAGUGAACGUGAAAAUAAACAUGCCUUUAAUGUUGCCCUCCACCCACUUCUUCUUCUUCUUUUUUUUUUUUUUUUUUUUUUACUUUGUGUUUGUAAACUGCUGUAUAGUGUAAAAUUCUACCUUUCUCUGUGACCCAAUAUUAGACCAAGAUGUACAACAUUACAGAAAUAUAGUAGUUCACAAAAAUGUUAAAUGGUGUGUAUUCAUAAAGAGUAUGUACAUAAUCAUGCAACUAAAUGAAUACCUUUUGUGAAGACAAUGUUGUCAUUUGUGGUCUUUCAAGUGUGUUUGUAGCUGAUAGUUAUUGUAAUUGUUAGAACACAUUUGUUAUUGAUGUUCCAAUUCAUAAUUCAAUUAUUUCACUUUGAUAUGAGUAUGAUAAUGUGAAAUAAAUGUAUAAGAAUUCAUUAUAUCUUUGCAAUACUGAUCCAUCCAGGACCUACCUGUUUGCCAUAUCUCUUACACAAUUUAUUAUUUGUGAAAAUUGGUGUGUGCUUGCAUCUAUACAGACAUAUGCACUCAUAUUUCCACUUCCAGCAAAAUAGGAGCCCUCAUAUGCAGACUGGUGCUUGUACAUAACUUUUUUACUAAUCCAAAAUCAUGGUUGUGCCAAAACUGCUACAUCUGCAGUCAGCUUUUUGCCACCUCACCAUCACUAGAGGUGUUCCUGUUAUGUAGCAUAGUAGAACACUUAUGAUUGCAGUUACUAGCUUUGCUCAUACACUUUGUAUUCUUGGUUGAUUUUAGUCCUGUUGCAAAAAGUUCUCUCAGGAAAUAGUUCCAGUAAUAAUGUCUUUGGCUAGAGUAAGUAAAUGAUGAUCAUCUGUCAUGUGUAUGUUUGUUCUCAGACAGGAGGAGAGAGUCAAUGCUUUUUUAUUAAUGAAAUAAUGUAGAAGAAAGUAUGUAAAUGAUAAGGAUACUUACAGCUUGGUCCAAGCACAUGAGUAAAGUUGUCCAGUUGGUAAGUGUGAUGUUAUAUUUUGUUGCCUUUCUGUGAGUACCAUAACCAGAGAUGCCAAAAAAUGGCACUUUUUCUGAUUGUUGACUGACACACUGAUAUCUAGCUUGGACUGAAAAGAAGUGGAAGAUACAGAGAAUGGCAGACAAGGAGGCACUGGUUGGAAAAGCAGUGGAAGACCAAAGAAGUUAUUAAUCAAACUGCUCUGUAUGAAUUCCUCAUGUUGAAUGCUGAAAUUAGUUUUGUUAAUAAAGAUAUUUUCUGGUAUAAAUGGUUCAGAAAUUAGUUUUCUCAAAGGAUAUUUUUGUACUUGGUCUCAAUUUCUGGUAAUGUUGAAAUACAUCCAGUGAAGCUGAGUGAUGCAAAGAAGACCACAAUAUUUUUCUGUACUCAAUACCUGUCAAGAGACAAUGUCUGGUUUGCCUGAGUUUUAUUGCAAGUAUUGAAGGAAAUUUAUGCUCUCAGUUCUAUUUCUUUGUAAAAUUUUAUGGAAGUUUUUGUAAGGGCUUUGCCUCUUUUUAUUACAAAUGAUUAGCCAUAAAGGAUGUAACAUUUUGCUUUCAGUGAUUUGAUAAAUGAGAUCUUUGCACUCUAGGGAAUGUGUUGGAGCGGUAUUAGAUUACCUCUAAAGACAAACUGUACUGUGUAGAAAAAAAUAAUAGUAUUAGAAAAAGCAAAAGGAAAAAAAAGGGUAACAGAAAAUUAGAAACUGUUGAAUUGGUAAAAUAUCAGUAAAAGAUUAUUGUCAUAUUUCAAGGCAAGUUGUAUGCAUAACAAAAUCGCAUAGAAUGUAACUGUACUCUUCAUUUUUGUCUGGUAUCCUUGCAAAUUAUUAAUACUAAUUAUGUAGAAAAGGUUUUGAAGUACUUGUGUAAAUCAAUUUUAUGCAAGGGGAUUGAAAAAAGUUUUGUUAUAUUGAAUACGUAGCUUAAAAUGAAAUGGUAGGAUGAAGGCAAUAUAUAUGAUUUGCUUAUGUUAUGCAUAUGGCAAGUAAUAUUAAAUGAACUGAAGUGUAUUAGAGCAUUAAAUUGUUCAUUAAUAAUGCAAUUAGUCAAGUUUGUUUAUGAUCCCUGUACACAUUCUCAGAAGUAUAUAGAGCAAGUCUUUUGUGAGGUCCUUACAGUGUAAUGAAGAACAAUAGUCUAUGCAGUCUUUUUAAUGCUCAACAUAUCUCGGAUUUCUUUUCUUUCUGUCAUUCUUUGAAAGCUGUAUUUAUUGAUUUUAUUUUUUUUUAUAUAUUGCAAUAUUUGUGUUCUCACUCAUUUUUAUUUAUUUCUUCUUGUUAGUCAGUUAUGGUAAAUGAUUUUAUUGAACAAGAAUGUUUCUCAGCUCAUUUUCAGAAACUAAGAUCUCCUCUCUGCUUUUGGUAACCUUCAUUUUCAUCCAUCACUUUUUAAUAGUGGUUGCACAUGAGCAGGCAGCUUGUAUUAUGUCAGGGCUAUAUUUUCUGGUUAUUUUCUUGGUUGAUUUUGAAACUGAAAGGUAAUGAUUUAGAUUUUUUUUAUAUAUAUAUAUGUAUAUAAAAUUUGAUAUGAUGUGACUGACUGUAACUUGUUACUAUGAAGCUGACUUUUUUAUAAUUAAUCAUGGUUUUUUUUUACUGACUGCUGGCUAAUACGACAGUACUGUAAGGAUUUUAUUUAUAAGAAGUGAGGAUGAAUCACAAUUUUCUUUAAUUAUUCUCCUUAUUAUGAAAGGUGGUUAUGAUUAAUUUGAUCAACUUGAUCUCCUUGGUAUAUGCAUCGACUCCUUCAACGAAAGUCAUCAGUUAUACAGUAUACUCAUUUUAAGCACCAUCUCAGUCUAAACAUAAAGUGGACAAGAACAUUGACCAAAGGAGUAGCUCAGAAUUAGGGGCAAUGAUGUUUUUGCUGCUCAUUUCCUGUAUGUGCAUAGGUUUAAUUCUUGUUAGUUGAGUAGGUGUUCCACUGCACAUUUUUCUCCAAGGUACUGAGUUACCGAUCAGUGUAUAAGAAUAAAUAUAAGAUUAACAGGUCUUCUAGAGUGUUGUUUGCCAUGCACUUCACUGUAAUUAAGGUUAUUACAGUUUUAAGGCAACUGUCUAAUUUCUGCUUGUUCUGAUUGCUAGUGUUUAAUAUGGAUAUUUAUAUUUGACAUGCCAUUGAACUUUGCUUACAAAUAAGAGAUUGAGGAUUGAAAAAAAACAAUUUCAUUGACAUCUCCAUUUAUCUACUCUACAGUAAGGGUGUCUAGUUGCCUGUCUGGCUAUCAUUCAAGUGUCUGUGGUUGUAAAGUUAACAAGAUGCAUCAUCUGUUGUUUUACAGGCAUGUACAGAUAAGCAGGCCUGAUCAGUGGGCAUGUCUGAAAAUUCAUGUCAGGAUUGGGCAGACUACUGGCUGAACAUCCAAUUUGCAAAUGGAAUUGCAGUAGUUUCCCGACCUCUGAAGUCCCUUUCCAAGCAUGCUUCUCGAUCAAGCUGACUUGUCUGGAAAUGCUUAAAGAUUUUUUUUUUUUUUUUUUUAUAUGAACUCCUCUUUUGUCUGCUAGAAAUUGCAAACUAAAAUGUGUGCUUAAAGCAUUAACUGCAAAGCCUUCUUUACACACUGUCCUAUUAUGGAGUUCAAAAAGGUACAAUAAGUAACUUUUCCAUACUGUUUCACUUGCUUAUCGAUCAUAAGAACACAAAAUGGGGUUAAGGACUGCCUACAUAACAUGCAAAUCCAGUUCUCUCCUAUCUUUCUUACUUUUUUUUAUAAGUAGUAGUAGGUUGAGCAAUUAUAAUUUUUUCUCUUGCAUCCAUGUAUGUAUGCAAAAUUCUGUCUGAUUAAUUUCUAUAGUAAAUUUAAAAAGGUGCUGUAAGCCCUGUCCACUUAAGUGAACAGUGUCUUGUGAACACAAUCAAGAAUUCUUUUUCACCGACUCACAAGAAAAUGCUUGUGUAAGAGCUGGAGUGAAAGCACUAGGCAUUGCCCUUACAGAGUGAAGAGUUGCACUUCCAGACAUGGUAUUUGCCAUUCUUAUUGCCAGUAAUAUCAAGUAAUGGUAAUAUUUGCAUUUACAGAAACAGAAGUAAUUAGAAAAAAGAGGACAGCAUUUCUCAAUAUUGAUAAAUCUACAUUAUUUAAUGAAAGGGAGGAGAGAAAGGAGGGCAUACGGUGUAGGGAUGAUGGAAAGCAAAGCCUGCCAGACACUGCUACGUGGACAACAAUAACUGUGUCUACAGACUUUCUCCUGUGGCAGAGAGACAGACUACUGACUCUUGUUCAUUUGUGUGGACAGGCUAUAAGCACUGGCAUGCCACUUGGUUUAUAGAUUGUUAGGCAAGUGAUCUCUGGUAAUGAACCCUAUUUAAGUACAGCUUUAUGUGAGGAGUGUUCUCUUGUUCAGAUGAGACUAUAUUUAUCUCUGAGUGUGUAUGCUAUAUCCUCUGAAUGCACUUAAGAUGUUCAAAAUAUAAAAGACACUAAAAUCAGUUAGCUUAAAACUGCUUUUUAACUAACAGCCUCUUAUCAAUAUAAGUAAUCAGCAGAGAAAAAGAAAAGAGAAAAAGCGAAUUAACAGGGGGGGAAAAACAAAGUUAGAUGGUUGCCUUAAAUCUUUUGUGCUUAAUUUAUAUUUUGUACAGGUGUUUAGCUGCUUGUUAUGGUAUUUUUAAUAUAUAUAUAAUAGAUAACCUUUUGAGCAUUAAGUUACUUUAUAAUCUUGUGGUUAUAAUAGCAAUAUAAAAAUUUCCAGAUCCAUUCCAAAAUUAUAUAACAUUUUUUGGCAGAAAAGUAGCUGUAGGCCAGGCAGAUAUAAACAGUUGUAAUGUGCUUAAUAGAUAACAAACUUAGAGAAAAAUGUGUUUUCAAAACAUGUCACAUAAUUCAAAUUAUUGUAUCUUUCUCUUAUUUAGAAAACUGUAUUAGUAGUAAAGUAAUGCAGAAAAUAACAUAUAUGGGAGCAACACAACCAGGUGUAGGUGCACUCAAAGUAGUUACAAGAAGAAUGGGUAUACUGCUGCAGUCUGUAUGCUUUUGCCCGAGUGAAUAUUUAUGAACUUCUUUGCUUUCAGUAAUAAGUAUUUAUGUGCUUGCUUAUUAUGAAACUAUGAGAAGAAACAAACUAUAUAUUUUUUUUUCUUUCUUGAUUGUUUGUAAAUACUGCAUUUCUGUGUAUAGAUGAUCCAACUGGAAAGUAGGAUAAACACACUGUGUUCAUUGUAUUUUGUCAGUUACUGGUUACAGGAGAUAGAUAUAAUUGUAAGAUUGCCUAAGUAUCAAGAGUAUUGAUUACUUUACAGGAGGUGUAUGUGAAUAGUCUAUGGAAUAUAUUUAUGGAUUUUAAAGAGAUUUAUUCUAUAUUUUGAAUUAUUUCUAUUUUGUUAGAAGGAUAUUUAAUGAUCCAUGAUUUUACCAGAGGAAACAGUAAUGAUUUUUCUUUUUCUUUCUAUAACUAAGGUGAAAUACAUUAUUUAUAUGUAUUUUGUUCUAUAUGUGUGGGUGAUUAUUAUUCAUUACAUAUUUAGAGUUCAUAUUUAGUUUGCUUAUUGAUACUUUUUGAAAAGUUUCGUACUGUAAAGAUUAUCAGUUUUUACUAGGGAGUUUUAAAGAAAAUAUAAUUUGUGUUGUUUUCAGAUGACAGGAAAUUCAUGGCUUCCUUUAGCAAAUAAAGUAAAGAGUGGC